Cavenderia fasciculata is the source of this 5028-nucleotide messenger RNA. RefSeq names its product villin (gene vilD). The record is from RefSeq and is a predicted model, not a curated record. Gene Ontology annotation, molecular function: actin filament binding; phosphatidylinositol-4,5-bisphosphate binding. Bases 1 to 5028 code for a protein of 1675 amino acids. NCBI's taxonomy places the organism in Eukaryota, Evosea, Eumycetozoa, Acytosteliales, Cavenderiaceae. Gene Ontology annotation, biological process: cytoskeleton organization; actin filament severing; barbed-end actin filament capping. The transcript is spliced from 3 exons.
AUGGGUAAUACAAACUCAGUAACAACAGGAGGAGGAGUUGGAGGAACACAAGAUGCAGCAGCAUCAUUGACAUUCUCACCAACAGCAGACACUAUAGAGAUUAGUGAUAGGUUUCUUGUAGCCUUUCCAGAAGGUCUCAAACAACUAAAGUUGUUAAAGAUAUUGUGUCUAUCAAGAAACAAGAUUGCAAAGUUGGAUGGUAUCUCUGCUAUGGAAUUACUAGAGGAUUUAGAUAUCUCUUAUAAUAGUUUAAUUGUAUUAUCUGGUAACUAUCAAUCUAAAUAUAAAUAUAAUAUAAAUUAUGAACUAUUUCAAGUAAAGAAACUUGUAAAGUUGAAUGUAUCAUUUAACCAAAUCAAUCAGUUCCCAUCGACAGUACACCAAUUGGCAUUCUUGACAACACUCAAUCUAUCUAAUAACCAAAUACCAUCUAUGCAUACUUUCAUAGGUCUCGCCAAAUCUUUAAAUAUCUUGAAUUUAUCUUUUAACAAAACAUUGCCUGGUGAUAUUGGAAAGUUGGAUCGAUUGACAUUGUUGGAUCUGGCAGAGAAUGAGUUGCAGUCGUUACCCAACCAAUUGGGACAAUGCAAAGCGUUGACCAAGUUGUAUUUGGACAAUAAUGACUUUUUGGAACUGAUCAAUGAGGUGGGUCAGUUGGAACAGCUGCGUGAACUCAAUUUACGUAGUAACCAGCUGGUUGACCUGCCAUCGUCGAUGCAGCGAUUAAAGAGACUCAGUAUCCUCGAUUUAGAGGACAAUCAAUGGGAGAAUGAAAACUACCAGUCUGAUGACAUUGCAAAACUGCUGCAGUUCCUUAGUAGCAAGCGCGAUGUGGUCAACAAGGCACGCAAGUCGACUAGUAAAGAGUACCGUCGUACCAUCACACGUCAAAAGAUCGAGGAGAAGAAGCGUGCGUCGGUAAGCUCGUUGUUUGAGCCAGUCUUUCACAUGGUCGCUUUUAAAAACACGUUGUACCGUGUCAAGGGCAAGAACAUGAUCAUCUGCCGCAAGAUGACGUUGGAUGUCAAGAAUGUGGCACAAGACGACGUCUUUUUGUUGGUUUGCGAACGUCGUAUCUUUGUUUAUAUUGGUGCGCAGUCAAGUCUGCGUGAACGUCUCAAAGGGCUGCAUUUGGCACACCAACUCGCUCAACUGGACGAACAGUACAAGAACAACGAGGUGGUGUCGAUUGAACUCGGCAAAUCGCGUCGUGAAGACAUUACCGAGUUUUGGAAGGAGAUUGGGUGUGCUAGUGGCAAGCAGCCGACCAACAUCCCACGCUCGAUCGAGGACGAUGAGAGUGCCGAGGAGAUGGCGAUUCUCAACACCAAGAUGUUUCGUUUCUCAGAGGGUGAUGGCGGACGUAUCGACAUUCAAGUGUUUGCCGGUGAGAUACUGUACAAGAGUAUGUUGGAUAGCAGCAGUUGUGCCAUUCUCGAUAGUGGUACCGAUAUUUUUGUGUGGUCGGGUAUCUACUCGUCGUCGAAUGAAAAGUCGUGGUCGAUGCUCAAGGCUGAGGAGCUCAUGGGCCGAAACAAUCGUCACGACCAGUACGAGCUGCACUGGGUGCUCGACGGCAUGGAAUCGAUCAUGUUCAAGGAGAUGUUUGUCGAUUGGGCCGACGCCUCUUGGGAUCCAGAGUACAAGCUAGCACUCCAAAAACAACAGGAAAUCGACGAACAACAACGUGCUGAAGCUGAACGUGAAAAGCGUAGAAUGGAAAUGGAAGAAUUAGAAGAAGAAGAAAGACAAUAUAAAUUACAAAAACAACAAUCUGUAGUAUCGGUUCAACAACCUCAACAAACUCAACAAGUAGCUAAUGUUACACCAGUUUCUACUUCAGUGAUUUCUUCGGCUCCAAAUAGUGCCAUUUCUACUCCUUCAGGAACUACACCAUCGUCACCAGUGAUUGAUACACGAUCAGAAAGAGAUAAGGCAAAGGAAAGAGAAAAGGAAAAGAUUAGAGAAAAGCUUAAACAAAGAGAAUCUAGUUCUGGUAAAUUACCAAUCCCUUCCACUUCCACCUCUUCAACUGUCACCUUACCAACUAUACCAAAACAAAAUGAUAAUCAACAGUUACCACCUUCAUCCUUUUCAACUAUUUUAUUACCUCCUAUUGGUAAACCAGCUGCUACUACGACUACUCCAGCAACAGUAGUAGUCCAACCAACUCAACAACCAUCUGUACAACAAUAUACUUUACCAUCAUUACCUACUAUUCCAAAGACUACUACUACCACAACUACACAACCACCAUCUAUUGUAACUUUACCAUCUAUUCCAAAACCAACACCUGUUACUCCAACUGUUACUACUACGUUGCCAUCAAUACCAAAGACAGUUCCAGUUGUUCCACCUACUCAACCAACAACUACUACUACUACUGUUAAACCAGCUGCAGUUACUACUACUACUACAACUCCAGUUGUUACACCAGUUCAACCAACUACUGUUAAACCAGCAGCAACUACAACAGUAACAAAAGAAUUACCAAAAAUUGUUCAACCAGUUAGUGUUUCAAUUUCAAAUCAAACUCCAACAUCACAAAAUAUUACACCAAUUUCAACAACUCCAACUAUUGUUUCGGUGCCAUCAACACCAUCAAUUAUACCAGAACAAUCAACUAGUUCUGGAUUGAUUGCACCACUUCCAGAAAAGGCAGAUACUAGUAGAGCUAGAAAGGCUCCAACCAAGAAUCCAAUUAGAGCUCGUCAAGAACGUGCUGCUUUGGAAGAGGAAGCAGCCAAAGCAAGACAACAAGAACAAGAAAAGGCAAAUGCUGCAUCUGGUUCUACUAUUCAAGCUCAAUCAAAGACCAACAAGGCUACAGCUCAAGUAGGUGGAUUCGGUCUGCUUUACAGUUUGGGUGCCGACGAAGCUAUCUUUAGACAAAGAAAAGAAAAAAGUGAACAACAACAACCUGCUCCAUUGUCUGUCAAUCUGCAACCAAAGGAUCAACCAAAACUUUUACAUAUCAAAGGUAGAAGAUCUCCUUUUGUUAGACAGGUUGAAUUGACCUAUCUCUCGUUAAACUCAGGUGAUGUAUUUAUUUUGGAUUGUGGUAAAGAGUUGAAUCUUAUCUAUCAAUGGAAUGGAAAGGAUGCAAACCGUAUUGAAAAGGGUAAGGGUAUGGAUAUUGCAAAGAGUAUCAAGGACAAGGAACGUGUUGGGUGUCGUGUGGUCAUUGUUGACGAUGGAAAAGAGACUGACGACUUUUGGAAGGUACUUGGUGGUCGCGGAGAGAUUGCCUCUGCCGACUCGGCUGGCGAUGAUCGUGAAGCCGAGUUGGGUAUUCGCAAACACAUAAACUUGUACAGAGUUGUAAUGGACGAGAAUGCCCCUGCAACAGCUGAAAAUCUUGGUAUUGAUCUCGUGCCGAUGGACGGACGGUUGACCAAGAACAUGUUGGAGGGCAACGAGUGCUAUAUCUUGGACUGCGUGUCUGAGAUGUUUGUGUGGACUGGCAGUGCCAGCAAACUCAAAGUGCGUAAUGCUUCGCUCAAGCUCGGUAGCAAUAUGUUAGAGUCGCGUCGCAGCAGCAUCUGGGUGGCACAUUGUCACCGUGAGUUCCCCGGCUCGGAGCAGGUGUUGUUUAAAGAGCGUUUCCCCGAUUGGGGAGGCAGUCUCCCUAUUUCGGUGCAACAGGCGCCGGUCGGCGUCAACACGGCAUCGCGCAAGCAACAGGACAAAAUCGAUGUGAGCAAGAUGUUGGCAGGCAAGGCUGAAAAGGAGGAGGUCAUGAUCGACGACGGUCGCUCACCCCGUCUCCAAAUUUGGCGUGUCGAAGACUUUACCAAAGUUGCCAUUGACCCUAGUCAACACGGCCAAUUUUACAGCGGCGACAGUUACCUCAUUCUCUACACCUACACGUACAAGAACAAGGACAACUUCCUCAUCUACUUUUGGCAAGGCAAGAACAGCUCGAUCAAUGAAAAGGGAACGAGUGCGUUGUUGACCAUGGAACUCGACGACACGCUCAAAGGUAUGGCCAAGGAAAUCAGAGUCGUGCAGAAUAAAGAGCCACGCCAUUUCCUUUCUAUUUUCAACGGGCGUUUGGUUGUCCAUGUUGGUAAAGACCCACUUUCUAAAAACUACAAGCGUGGCAGUGUCGGUGCGCUCAACAACAAUGCCGCCGACUACCAACUCUACCAUAUUCGCGGUACCACCGACUGGAACACUCGUGCCAUUCAGACCAAGACAUCUCCCCACUCCCUCAACUCGUACAACACGUUUAUCUUGACAUCUGCCGACCGUUCGACCGUCUAUGUGUGGAACGGACGACUAUCGAGUGCCAACGAAAAGACCUUUGCCAAAAACAUUGUAAAGACAUUGCAGAUCAACCCUCAAAUGAAGCUUGUCGAGAUUGCCGAGGGCAAGGAGCCCAAGGAGUUCUGGACGGCCAUUGGAGGGUCGGCCACCGACUCGUCACAAAACGUACAUAUCUGGCCAGCUACAAUGCAGACACGAACCGAAGCACGUCUCUACUCUUGUUCAAUUGGCAGUGGUGUGUUUGUAGUUGAGGAAGUCAACUCGUUUGCCCAAGACGAUCUCCUCACCGAGGAUGUCUAUAUUGUCGACGGUGUUGAUCACGUGUGGGUAUGGAUUGGCCACGAAACCACAGAGAUGGAGAGAAAAAUGUCGAUGGAGGUGUCGGUAGAGUAUGCCGAGGCCCGAUCAAAACAAUUGGGUCUCUCUGCACCCUUACCAUCCUAUAUCACCUAUUCUGGAAAGGAGCCAUAUAUUUUCACCUCUAUUUUCCACGGAUGGGAUUUCGCCAAACGCAAAGAAAAGCUCUCCUACGACCAAGACAUUGUCCGUACCGAUGCCAUCUUGCAACUGUACACCAAGAAAUACACCUAUGACGAACUCAUUAACCGUCAGUUCCCAAAGGGUAUAGAUACAUCCCGUCUCGAAGACUACAUGGAAGAAGAUGAAUUUAUUAGAAUCUUCCAAAUGUCACCAGACACUUUUAAGAAAUUACCAUUAUGGAUUAAACAAUCAAAGAAAAAAGAAUUACAACUCUACUAA